This is a messenger RNA of Athalia rosae (coleseed sawfly), 1605 nucleotides long. RefSeq names its product major facilitator superfamily domain-containing protein 9. NCBI's taxonomy places the organism in Eukaryota, Metazoa, Arthropoda, Insecta, Hymenoptera, Athaliidae. Gene Ontology annotation, molecular function: transmembrane transporter activity. The record is from RefSeq and is a predicted model, not a curated record. The transcript has 5 exons. Gene Ontology annotation, biological process: transmembrane transport. The coding region runs from base 145 to 1380 and encodes 411 amino acids.
CCACGGUCGUGUCAUAUACAUAGAAGCUAAGACCGUGACUGAAAGAAACUAUUUAUUACUCUCUAAAAAUGAGCUGACAAUAGUCGAUGACUACUUUCAUAGGUGCAUAAUUAAUAUUUUAUUUAAACCCACACGGAACGCACCAUGGCAUUUGAUCCUACUUGGGUUUAUGCGAUCUCAUUUAUGGAUUUGUUCGCUGUCAGUCUAAGCAUUCCAUUGCUCUCCACACAUUUGAGAUCAUUAGGAGCAUCUCACAUGCUGAUUGGAUUUUCUAGCUCUUUAUAUGCCGGUGCUCAGCUUAUUAGUGGUCCUAUUAUAGGAAGUUGGAGUGAUCGUAAAGGACGACAAAUGGUUCUGUUGACUAGUCUGAUUAUAUGCGUUAUUUCUUAUGUAUUUCUAGGAAUGCUCAAGUCACUUGUGGUUGUAUUAGUUAUCAGACUUAUUCUAGGUAUUUUCAAACACAUUCAAGUUUUGACCCGUACCAUUGUAGCUGAUCAAAUACCAUCUGAGGAACAAAGCAGAGUUUCUGGUCGUUUAACAGCCCUUUCUAGUGCUGGUUUUAUUAUAGGACCUGUCAUUGGUGGGCACCUCGCAGAAUUAGAAAAUGGUUUUACGUAUCUCUGUUACCUCACUGCUUUAUUAUUUGCUCUCAAUAUUGCGAUGACAUAUCUCUUUCUUCCUGAUUGUCCCAAAGCUCAGUUACCAGAUGAAACUGAAACGAUUCGUGAGAAGAAAAAAUGUGCCAGUUUCAAAGAAGAAAUGAUAUGUGCUGUCCGUGAUCUAGCAGACAUUGACUGGGCAAUGUACUGGGAUAUAUUUGCGCUCAAAUUUCUUAUGGGUAUUUCACAGGCAAUAUUUUUUUCUAACUAUUUCCUCAAUGUUCAAGAGACAUACAAUGUUUCACCAAAAUGGACCGGAUACACUAUAUCAUUUCAAGGAAUAGUUGGAGCUUCAGCAGGCUUGUUAGCAGGCUGGGUAGACCAAAAAUUGUAUAAAAACGAUCUCAGUUUUAGACAACGAAAUCUACAUGGUUUCAUUAUCAUGGCUGUGGCUUACACCGGGCUUUUGUUUUCUCCGACUUUAUUUCUAUUCAUGCUUUGGACUAUCCCUCUCAGAGCAAGUUGUGCAAUAUUACGAAUAGUCGGAACAGAUAUGAUACUCAAAAGAGGUUCUGCUACGCAAAGAGGAUCUCUAGUUGGCACUGGCAACAGCAUUUCAAAUAUAGCACGCUUAGUAGCUCCACUGCUUGCAGGGUUCAUGGGAGAUUUGUAUGGUACAAAUACCUCAGCUUUAUUGUCCACAAUAAUAUCUGUUCUUGGUAUCAUUCUAUUACUGACAACCAAGCAGCACACACCACCUGUUCGUACAAAGGCUCACUGAACUUCAUAUGUAUUUUUGUACGAAAAGAAAUUAUUGAAUAAUGUAUAUGCAAUAAGCAAGAUCAGGUUCAUAGAUAGUAGAUUUCAAAACAUUCCAUUGAUAAAAAUAUUGUAAUUAUUGUAAGUAUGGUCAAGGUUUUUAUUAACUGUUGGUUACAUCAAAUAAGUUACCAGAAAUGUGAGUAUUGUACAGAAUAAACAAAUAUAAUAUAUGUACAAAGGCGAA